Impatiens glandulifera is the source of this 723-nucleotide messenger RNA. RefSeq lists its product as uncharacterized. NCBI's taxonomy places the organism in Eukaryota, Viridiplantae, Streptophyta, Magnoliopsida, Ericales, Balsaminaceae. The record is from RefSeq and is a predicted model, not a curated record. The transcript has 5 exons. Bases 1 to 363 code for a protein of 120 amino acids.
AUGUUAAGGUGGUUUGGGAUAGCUAUCAAAGUACACAAACCAAAUGAAUAUACGGAAGAUGAUUGGAAUUACAUCUUAGAUCGUCACUUUCUCCGAGACGAUUUCCGGGUAAGAAGUGAACGGAAUUCCCAAAAUCGGAAGAAUCUUCAAAUAACACAUCAUUUGGGGAGUUAUUUAAGUACGGGUAUUGCGCCAUCACACAUUGAACUUUUUUACGAGACACAGAGUAAAAAAGGAAUAGGUGACGACCCUACUCAUGUGGUGGAUCCUCAUAUACAAGAGAAAAUUGAUGUGAUGCGUCAGACACUCGAAAGAAAUCCUAAAAUGUCUGAUUAUGAGCUGACCGAGAAUGUUUUUGGAUGACAAGGGCACGAGAGAGUCAUUGGAAUGGGAACCGGUGUGAGGCCCACCCAGUUUAGAGGAGAUUUGCAUGGUGGAAGCAAAUCUCAGCGGAGUGAGCAAGAGGUUGAGAAGUUGCGUACCAAAUUACAAGAUAAGGCUUUGAAAAGAGAACAACUGUAGACUUUAGUUCUUGAAUCACAAAGAGAAGCACGUGAAGCUAAAAGAGAAGCACAAGAGGCACAAAUAGAAGCACAAGAGUAACAAAGACAAAUACAAAUUGAAAUUGAAAAACAAGCUCUUGAGUCACAAAGACAAAGGGAAGAAUUUCAGAACCAGUUGGCGGCGUUUAUGACGAGAUAUCCUCCAUUUCCACCACCGGAU